Molecule: messenger RNA, 735 nt
Organism: Cephus cinctus (wheat stem sawfly)
Lineage: Eukaryota; Metazoa; Arthropoda; Insecta; Hymenoptera; Cephidae
Gene: A4
Exons: 2
Coding region: 66-638 (190 amino acids)
Biological process (GO): lipid transport
Cellular component (GO): extracellular region
Molecular function (GO): lipid binding
Source: RefSeq, a predicted model, not a curated record
CGCUUCACGAAGAUUGCAUCAGUUCUCUCCUAAUAGUCGAAGUGUCCUGAACAGUGUUGAGCACAAUGAACAAGUUUGGAGCUUUCUUCAUCCUGAUGGCCGUCCUCGUCUGUGGACAGGCCCGCGUCGCUAGGGAAGUACCCGCCAAUCAGCCUGUUCAACUAUCUGAUCUGAUCGCUCAGGCUCAAUCAAAUAUCAACAACCUCGGGACCCAGAUCCAGCAGCAGCUGCAACUGAUCGAUCAGGAGACAAUUGUCAACACUAUUAAGAAUCAGAGUAGCACUUUAGCCUCCAACGUGCAGUCAUACGUCAACCAAGUUUCCGAGGAUGUUAAAUCCAAGAGCCCUGAAAUUGAAAAACUGUGGGCUGACAUUAAGGGCAAGUUGUCCAAGGCUGUAAAUGACAUCAAUGCCCAGUUGCCUGAUGGCCAACAACAAGCUGCUGAACUUCAGGCUAAAUUUAAUGCCGGUAUUCAGACCAUUGUUCAGGAAUCUGACAAGGUUGCCAAAUCUAUCAGUCAGAACUCCAGCAAGGUUCGGGAGGAGGUUGCAAACUUCACCAAGCAAGCUGUUGACAUUGCUGUACAGGCAACGCAAAACCUGAAUAAUCAGCUGCAGCAGGCGGCUAAAUCCAGUUAAUGAUUUUCAUCGUAUUCCUGAAACUCAAUGCUCUGAAUUUUUACGUGACAGUUAUUUUCUAUGGAAAUAAAAAGUAUUCUUAUUAUUUUACGCUGUA